AUGGCUUGUCAAAUACCAUUAAAAUAUUUUCCAAUUCGAUCAGAUGUUCCUAUAAAAGAUGAAAUAUAUAAAAAUAAAUUAAUAUUUAUAACCGGAGGAGGAACGGGUCUUGGAAAAUCAAUGUCAUAUACAUUUUCUCAAUUAGGUGGAAUUGUAAUUAUUGCCUCAAGAAAGUUGGAUGUUUUGGAGAAAACAGCUGCCGAAAUUAGUAAAGUUACAGGAAAUAAAGUUAUUCCUAUACAAAUAGAUAUACGAUGUCAAAAAAGUGUAAAAGAAGGUAUUGAUAAAAUUGAAAAGAUGUUUGAAAGAUUACCGGAUGUUGUUAUAAAUAAUGCAACAGGAAAUUUUAUUUCACCAACUGAGAGAUUAUCCUCAAAUGCCAUAAGAACAAUUGUUGAUAUUGUUCUUUUAGGUACUGUUAAUGUGACACUUGAAAUAGGAAAAAGAAUUAUUAAAUCAAAUAAAAAUGGAUGUGUUUUUGCUUUUGUUUCUGCUUUGUAUGCCACAAGUACAGCAGAAUUUUGUGUUCCAUCAGGUAUGGCAAAAGCAGGUAUUGAAAAUCUUUCAAGAAGUUUAGCAUCUGAAUGGGGAAAAUAUGGUAUGAGAUUUAAUGUUAUUUCUCCUGGUCCAAUACCUACAGAUGGUGCUUUUGGAAAUUUAUCAUUUUUAUCAAAAGAAGAAACUAUUGAGAUGGCAAGUAAAAGAACUCCAAUUGGUAGAGUUGGAUCAAAAGAAGAAUUUGCAAAUUUGAUGGCUUAUAUAUGUAGUGAUUAUUGUUCAUAUAUGAGUGGUGCUUACAUUGCUUUUGAUGGAGCAUCACAUUUAUUUGGAUCUGGAAGUAGUAUAAGUGCCGGAGAAUUACAUAAAGUAUCAAAUAAUGAAUGGAAUACAGUUGAAGAAAUAAUAAAAUCUAGAAGUUUAAAAAACAAAGUUUAG
Messenger RNA from Strongyloides ratti, 936 nucleotides. Its product is annotated as 2,4-dienoyl-CoA reductase, mitochondrial. Gene Ontology annotation, cellular component: mitochondrion. Gene Ontology annotation, biological process: fatty acid beta-oxidation. Gene Ontology annotation, molecular function: 2,4-dienoyl-CoA reductase (NADPH) activity. Lineage: Eukaryota; Metazoa; Nematoda; Chromadorea; Rhabditida; Strongyloididae. The transcript has 3 exons. The record is from RefSeq and is a predicted model, not a curated record. The coding region runs from base 1 to 936 and encodes 311 amino acids.